AUGGUGCACCGUAAGGCUACUCCAAAAGCACGUCGAGAGCGUGUGUCGAUGGAUACUACAACUCCUCCUCCUCAGCAGCAGCAUGAGGUCGCCAAUGCAGAUGAGGAGACCUCAGCAAUCAAGACAAAGACCAAGAAGGGUAGUCGGAGGGGUAGUCGGGAUAGCAGUACCAUCGAUAGCCCCCGGAGGAAGGAGACUAAGCACUCAGCUGGUGGAAAGGCUAAACGGAGUAAGACGGAGAGCCAAGGCGCCUUUCCGGAGCAUAGAAGGGUGAUCCCCUUAACAGAGGAGCUGCGCGAGGCGAUACUGGCAGCUCAUUCAUCUGGAGUGGUGUUGAAGAAGCUAAAGCCAGAGUUCCAUCCUGAUUUAAAGGUCGAGAAGAGAGUUCCUGCUGAGGCAACGACGACGACGACCCCAAGUCCACAGCCCGCCCUUGCAGAGAGUAAGGCCUUGAGAGAGCUUGUUACUCUGCAGGGAAUGUACAUCAAAUUGAAGGACCUUGCUCUCCAUCAACAUACUGAUAUAACACGUUUACAGGCUGAGAACCAGGCCGUCAAUGCAGCCCUACAGCGUACUUUGGCUAAGUGCAAUCUAUAUAAACAACAACUCGACUACCAAAUGCAACGACAACAACAGCAACGGGCCUCCAAUCAGUUCCAGAGUGUGGACCAUUCGAGGGGUUCCGCGAACACCAUAGCAUUAUUGCAACAACUAGCGGCUACUGGUGCCAUGGACACGAGUGGAACUCAGCAGCCAUCGGCAUCUGCAUCACCCAUACAUCUAGGAGCAUUCUCUGCUACUGUGCCCUCCGCAAGCUCAGUACCCAGUCUUUUCCCAGUACUCAGGCAGGAUAGCUUUGGAGGUAGAUGA
Molecule: messenger RNA, 870 nt
Organism: Perkinsus marinus ATCC 50983
Lineage: Eukaryota; Perkinsozoa; Perkinsida; Perkinsidae
Exons: 5
Coding region: 1-870 (289 amino acids)
Source: RefSeq, a predicted model, not a curated record